AUGUGGCGGGGGCAUGUACAGGGUGAAGAUCUGAUGAACAUGAAAGUUGAGGUCGAAGUAAAAAAGACGUAUGUGAGGGAUGAUCAGCAAUAUACGGAGGAAGCUGGAAUCGCGAGGACAUUCAAAGAGGAGAACACCCCUACAGAGAUCAGCACAGAACACGCUAUUGAGGAACCCUCACAGAAUCAUUUCACUUUAUCUCUAAGCUGUAAAAUGGAAGAUGAGGACAUCAUAAGAGAUUGUUCAGGAGAAAAGACAAUGAGCUCAGCUAUGGAUGGAGGACUUCACAGUGUGGAUAGAUCAUCAAAUCCCUCUGACUCUGAGCAACCUCGUAUUGUGAGGGAUGGUGCCGGAAUUAAGGAGGAGGAGGCGGCAUGUUCCUGCCCUGAAUGUGGGGAAAGUUUCAGCUCUUUGUCCCAUCUUUACAUGCACCAGAGUUCUCACAAGAGAAAAAAUCCCUAUUCCUGUCCUGAGUGCGGGAAAUGUUUUACACAGAAAUUGGACCUUGUUAGACAUGAAGCAUCUCACACAGAGAAAAAGCCAUUUUCCUGCUCUGAGUGUGGAAGAAGUUUUUUACUGAAAUCAAGCCUUGUUAGACAUCAAAGAUCUCACACAGGGGAGAAGCCGUAUUUCUGCGCUGAGUGCGGGAAAUUCUUUUCACAGAAAUCAAUCCUUAAAGCAAGACUUGUCACACAUCAAAGAUCUCACACGGGGGAGAAGCCGUAUUCCUGCACUGAGUGCGGUAGAAGAUUUUCAGAGAAGCCCACUCUUUACAGACAUCUGAGGACUCACACAGGGGAGAAGCCGUAUUCUUGUCCUGAGCUAUAUUCCUGUCCUUACUGUGGGAAAUCUUAUUCACAGAAAUCAGACCUUGUUAUACAUCAAAGAUCCCACACAGGCGAUAAGCCGUAUUCCUGCCUUGAGUGCGGGAAAUGUUUUCCAUGGAAAUCAAGACUUGUUAUGCAUCAAAGAUCUCAUACGGGGGACAAGCCGUUUUCCUGCCCUGAAUGUGAUAAAAGUUUUUUACAGAAAUCUGACCUUGUUAGACAUCAAAGAUCUCACAGAGGAGAGAAACCGUAUGACUGCCCUGAGUGA
Molecule: messenger RNA, 1095 nt
Organism: Rana temporaria (common frog)
Lineage: Eukaryota; Metazoa; Chordata; Amphibia; Anura; Ranidae
Product: gastrula zinc finger protein XlCGF17.1-like
Exons: 4
Coding region: 1-1095 (364 amino acids)
Biological process (GO): regulation of transcription by RNA polymerase II
Molecular function (GO): DNA-binding transcription factor activity; RNA polymerase II cis-regulatory region sequence-specific DNA binding
Source: RefSeq, a predicted model, not a curated record